AUGGCGGCACAGAUGACGACAUUGAUAAAGGGACAUACAAACACGAAGGUAGAGAUCAAGAAACUCUCCAGCCGUAUUAGUACAGAGGUGGGGAAACUGAAAGAAAGAACAAAGUUUCUAACACAAGUACAGGAAACCAUGAGGCAAACCAGAGAGGAGAGAGGGAAAAAUAAAGAUCAAAAAGAAAAAAUCGACGAAAUGAAUAGAAUGGAGGAGGAAAAACGGGUGGCCGAGGAAAAAGUAGAAAGAGCCGAGAAAAAAGUCGAGGAAAUGAAGAAACUGAUACAGGAAUUAGAAGACAAAGCGAAAAGAGAAAAAGCUAACUAUCAAAAGCAAGAAAACAGCCAAAUGAACAAGUUGAAGGAGGAAAAAAGGAUGGUAGAAGAAAGAAUGGAAAGAGCCGAGAGAAGAAUGGAAGAAAUGGAAAAAGUAAUAGAGAAUAUGAAAGAAAAAAUAAAAAGUGGAGAAGAACUAGUGAAAAAGAAUGCAUGCAAUUGUGAAUGCAGAUGUGGAAACUCCAUCAUAAAUGAGCUCCCAGAAGCAGAAAUAGGAUAUGAAGAUUACUGUGAAAUGGAAAAAAUGGAAUGGGCAGCAGAGAUAUAUAGGAAAACAAAAAUAACGGUAGGAAACCCUUUAGAAACUGCUGAUGAAACAACAAAGGUAGUGAUGAUAGAGCCGGAUGACAUAGAGAUGAACCGAAGUAUCCAAAAGCUAUAUAGGGAUAAGUACCCGGAGCUAGUGAGGCUAGAAGGAGACAUAGAGAUAAUAGAACAAAUCACUAAAGUGAGAAGGACAGGAAAGCAGAUAAGGAAAAAGGUGGUGAAAGUAACGAUGGACGGCACACACAAAGAUACAUGGGAUAAACUUAUGAAACUCAGAGAGGAAACAGAAGGGGACGAGGAAAUAUACAUACACCAUGUCAAAUGGAUGGAGGUCAAAAACCUCCAAAAAAUGGUUGAGGCUGUCUUUCACCUUGGGAACACCAGGUGGAGAUAUUCACAACAAGCGGGGGAGAAAUACCUAAGAGGGAAAGGACGACAUAUGGGUUGUUAG
Molecule: messenger RNA, 1053 nt
Organism: Leptinotarsa decemlineata (Colorado potato beetle)
Lineage: Eukaryota; Metazoa; Arthropoda; Insecta; Coleoptera; Chrysomelidae
Cellular component (GO): myosin filament; cytoplasm; myosin II complex
Molecular function (GO): nucleic acid binding; zinc ion binding; actin filament binding
Source: RefSeq, a predicted model, not a curated record